UUUCAUAAAGCUGCUCACUUCUUGUAUUUGUUCAGUUCGCCCGAAGUAGACACCGGCAAUGGCCAGCUGAAAGCUUGCUCACUAGGCCAUGCCGAAGAAGUUCCCACCGCAUGUGGGUGAUGGCCGCUUCCAAGUGCAAGACAAGUUGGGGGAGGGCUGCUUUGGAGCAGUCUUCCUGGGAAAGGACCGGAAGUCCGACUCUCCCGUCGCCGUGAAGUUCGAGGACUCCAAUUGUGGCGCUCCAGGGAGUUUGGCGAUGGAGAACCGGCUGUUGAAGCAGCUGAGCGAGCCUCGGAGGCCGCAGGGCUUUGCAGAGGUCUUUUUCUUCGGCAAGAUUGGCAGCUUUACCUGUAUGGUCAUGGAAUUGUUGGGCAAGUCGCUGGAGGAAUGCAUGGAGGCAUGCAAGGGCAAAAUGGAUCCGUGCAGCGCCGUUCUGAUCGCCGAACAAGCCUUGAGACGUAUCGAGUAUUUGCACUCCAAAGGAGUGGUUCAUCGAGACAUUAAACCGGAAAACUUCAUGUAUGGCCGGGACGGCAAGAUUCAUCAGUUGCACCUCAUUGACUUCGGCUUGAGCGACACCUACUGGUCCAGGCGCCAUGUGUCUCAGAGCGGCGGCAACAGUAUGGUGGGCACCGCCCGCUAUUGUUCCAUCAACACCCACAAGGGCAUCAAUCAGACCCGCCGCGAUGAUUUGGAGGCCAUUGCCCACAUGCUGAUCUACUUCUUGCGUGGAGCACUCCCUUGGUCUGGCCUGAAGGGUGCCAAGACGGAGAAGGAGAAGUAUGAGAUGAUCGGCAAGAGGAAGGAAGCCACUCCUUUAGAUGAACUUUGUGCUGAGAUGCCCAGCGCUUUCAAGCUCUUUCUGAGCUACGCCAGGAAAUUGCCUUUUGCCGAACGUCCAGACUAUGAGCGACUGUCGCACAUCUUCAGAAAGGCGAGGGAAGAGCUGGGCAUUACCAGCGACCAUCAGUUGCAAUGGCUGGAUGAGUCCACGCUGAGUUCCAACCUUUGCCCUUUGGAGCCAUAUGUGCCCCAUGGGCAGCCGGAUGACAAGAUCAUUGUGGAUGAUCCAGACAGCGGUCGGUGCUUUCCCUUCCUGUGGAGGCGGCAGGAAGAGAUACCCGUGAAGGAUAGUGAAUAGAUUCCACUCGUGAGGCGGUUGCUGCAUGGAGGGGAAGAGCUUUGAGGUCCACUUUUGGCCCCCUGGGCCC
Durusdinium trenchii is the source of this 1211-nucleotide messenger RNA. Lineage: Eukaryota; Dinophyceae; Suessiales; Symbiodiniaceae. The record is from the annotation of a GenBank genome assembly.